Messenger RNA from Carassius auratus (goldfish), 1020 nucleotides. Its product is annotated as N-acetyltransferase 6-like. Gene Ontology annotation, cellular component: cytoplasm. Gene Ontology annotation, molecular function: acetyl-CoA binding; N-acetyltransferase activity. The transcript has 2 exons. The coding region runs from base 89 to 829 and encodes 246 amino acids. NCBI's taxonomy places the organism in Eukaryota, Metazoa, Chordata, Actinopteri, Cypriniformes, Cyprinidae. Gene Ontology annotation, biological process: protein acetylation. The record is from RefSeq and is a predicted model, not a curated record.
UAAGUCGACUCGCGCGGUUCAAUCUGCUUCAGUCGAAGAAGAGGGAGAUUCAAAAGACAGCUGCUGUGACAGCGAUUAAGUUUUCAGCAUGUACAAUGGUGACAUCAGCUGCACAGUCGUUCGAAUCGAACCUCUUCACGAGCGCUGGGACCUCGUGGAGGUGUGUGCCGAAUUACUCAAUGCCCAAUGGCAGCGCAGCAUGGGGGCACGAAUCCACUCGCUCCGUCAGUCGAGUCACAGCUAUCCGGUGUGUCUGUUGCUGCUGAGUGGAGAGAGGCGGAGUCAGGAUGAGAAGCUAAUAGGCCACGCCCGCUUGUCCCGUGUUCUGGGAAGCCGUAGUCUGUUUGUGGAAUCGGUCGUGGUGUGUAGCACAUUACGAGGGAAGGGUUAUGGCCGUGUCCUGAUGGAGGGGGUUGAACGGUAUGCAAAAGGACGGGGCUGCACCCGAUUGUGCCUAACCACCCAUGAUAAACAACACUUCUAUGCCCAUCUAGGGUUUGUGCUAUCCAAACCUGUCCAAAAUGUCGGGACGUUGGCCUCUUUCAUGCCCAUGGAGUUGCUGCACAAGUUCUGUAGAAGCGCAGAGAGCGAGGAGGAAGGAAGGAAGAGUGAUGAGUUAAACAAUCCUGCACCAUCUACACCUUCCAUCUUACCUCCUCCACCACCUCCUCCUUCACUCUCCGGUCCACCUCCUCCUCCCCCUAUUUCUGCUCCUCCACCUCCUCCUUGUCCUCCGUCAUCUUUGGCUCCAGUUAAUCAGACUCUCGAGCAAACACCGUACACCGACAACAGAGGGCUGCCCAUCUUCUGGAUGCACAAGGACAUCUGAGACUCAUGCUACACUCCUGUCUGCUUUAUUCAGGGAUACACAAACACAGUGUUUACGGGACAAGAAGAAUCUUGUAAACUUGAACUGUACUGACUGAAAAACUGUGACAAUCUGAAUGUGCCUCAUUACCAAAGUUUACUUUGUGUUUUAGGUACUAUUUGAUUGAUUAAAAAAAACAAGUAAAAUCAUUA